AUGGCGAGCGGAUAUCUUCAGCAAGAGAUCGCCCCUGGAGGGUGCAGCCAUGCCAUCUUUCUUCAUCUUCACUACCAUAGCCCCGCACCCUCGACAUCGCAGCAGGCAUAUCAGCAUCGAGGGCACCUCCGCACUCAGCUCGUCACGGCACGAGACGACGUACUCUCUGUCUAUGAUGUCUACGAACGCCCUGCUCCUGCAGUCGCGUCCGAUAUCGCAAGCACAAGCAAUAGCAAUGGCGUAAACCAUGCACCGAGCUCCUCACACAAACUCGUCGUCGCCAGCAAACAUACCCUAUUUGGCGCCGUCACUGGACUGCAACGUGUCCAGACCCUUGCCAGCGACAAGGACAGCCGCGAACGCUUGCUCGUCUCAUUCAAAGAUGCCAAGCUGGCUUUGCUGGAAUGGAACGACGCUACAGACGAUCUCGAGACCGUAUCGAUCCACACCUACGAGCGUGCUCCCCAGCUUCUCAAUGGUACACCCAACCUCUUCCGUCCCAUCCUCAAUGUCGAUCCGUUGUCAAGAUGCGCUGCACUGCUUCUUCCGCACGAUGCAUUGGCCGUACUGCCCUUCUAUCGUGACGCUGCCGAUUUCGACUUUGACUUUGACGAUGGCCUCGACCUCGCCAAGGACGAUGCAGCCGCCGUGGCAGCCGCAGCCGAGAUCGACACCUUGCCCUACUCUCCCUCGUUCGUACUCACCAUGCGCGAGGUCGACCCCAAGAUUCGCAACCUCAAGGACUUUUGUUUCCUCCCCGGCUUCCAGAAACCCACCGUAGCCGUCCUCUUCUCGCAUACGCCAACGUGGACUGGUCUCCUCGCCGAGCGCAAGGACACUUUCUUGGUCUACCUCUUUACACUCGACCUGUCCGCAUCGCUCGACGGCACCACCUUGAGCUCCGCCGCCGACGCAUUAGACAACGGCAUGGUCCGAUCCGCUCACCCCGUCGUGACCACAAGCACAUCCCUGCCCUUCGACUGCCUCUACAUGGUCUCGUGCCCACAGACGCUCGGAGGUGUCAUGGUCGUCUGCAUGUCUUCCAUCCUCCACGUAGACCAGAGCGGCCGGGUGGUUGUCACGGCGCUCAACAGCUGGUUCAAGACCAUCUCUGCCAUCGAGCCCGAGUCCGUUCUGGACCUUUCCGAGAUUCCAGAUCUGCAAGGCUCGCAGCUCGUGUUCACGACCGAAAACGAGGGUGUACUUGCCCUUUCCAACGGCGAUCUCUACCGCUUCCGCUGCCAGCUGGAUGGUCGAAGUGUCGAAGGCUUCCGUUUGGAACGCAUGGACCAGUCAUACUCCGAAACGGAGGAACUGGUCGGUGCGACAGGUCCACCGCCGUCUUGCCUCGCUCUCGCUUCCAAGCAGGACGCCGACACUGCCAGCGAUUACCUCUUCAGUGCAUCCAUGGCAGGUGAUUCGACACUGUACAAUCUCGUACCUGUCAGCAAAGCGCUCAAGCAGCAAGAUGUCACGGAUGACGCUCAAGCCAAGGCAGAAGUCGGCGCUGCCUCAUCCAACAAUGACAUGGACUUGGACCUGGACGAUGACCUCUACGGCACGUCAGACGCCAUCGGCGGCGCAAAGGCGAAGAAUGCCAGCAAACAGCAGACCAUCGUUACUGUACGCAAGCAAGACGAGAUUCCUUCGCACGGGGGACUUCACAGCAUCGCCCGACGCAAACUCACGCCAGACGAGCCGGGAUCGUCUAAGCGAUACGGGCUGGUCGGCGCCUGUGGAUCCGGCAGCCAGGCUGGUCUGGUCUAUCUUGAUCCUCGCUUCGUGCCUGAGGCCCGCGCCAAGCUCAGUGCGAUGGUAUCGUCCGAAGAGCAAGCAGAAUUUUUGUCCAAGAUCUUUGUUGUGGGCAGAGACGCUUCAGGGGAUGCUCGCAUGAUCGGCUCCAACUCUCAGACAGACUCGUCGAUUGCAUUCUCCACCUCAGCACGCAUUCCCAGCAUAGGCUACUCGCAAGAAAAAGUCAGCUGGACAGCUAUCAAACAGCUUUCGGAAGGCGCAACUCUCCAUGCUGGCGGACUUGUAGGUGGUGAAAAUGUAGCACGCUUCACGACCAGCAGCUUGCAGGUUUUGUCUUUGGACACGUUCGACGUGGUUAACGAAACGGUGGUCCUCGAGCCUGAUCAGGGCAGCAUCCUUCACGCUAAUCUGGAUGCGCAGGAGUAUGCUGUCGUGCACACUUCAGACGGCGCGACGCUGGUCUACCGCUACGAUGCAUCGGUGCAACGUUUCGAGUCGGUUGACGUGUCUGCUGCGCUCGGUGCAACGAUUCUCUCCGCGAACGUGUUUCGCGAUACGUACGGCCACAUGGAGCGGGCUCGGCGGUCUAGCGCGGGAGGCGCGGUCACGGCAACGGCAGCCGGCACGGCAGCUGCCAGCGCGGCUGCUGCGCCGCGCACAUUAUCCUCUCUGGCCAACGACGACGAAGAGGUCGACUACGGCGAGGACGACGAUGAGCUGCUGGUCGAGAGCAAAUCCAUCAAGGGGAUAAGAACUUCGCCCGCUGAAACAGAGCCUGCCUACCUGUUCGCGCUGGACGCAGAGGGAGUGAUCCGCAUCUGGACGCUUCUGGGCCUGCAGCUCGUCUGGCAGAAUUCCAGCCUCGCCGCUCAACCCCAGAGGCUGCGCUACGAACAGCGCGGGCACGCCGAACUCGCACCGGAACAGAAAGCGGUGCUGACCACCGCAGUCGCCUACCACAUUGGCGACACGCUUUGCAUCGUCUCGCUCACGAGCGACAACUUCCUCACUGUAUACCGCAGCAAUGCCUGGGCAUCGGCGGAGGACGUCGAAAAAGCCAAGGUCCAAGCAGACGGCGACGCAGUGGCACAGGGGCUGACGUUCAACAAAGUGCUCGUACAGGUGCUGUCUGCGCCUGCGGGCGGUGCGCGCUCCUUCGAUCCGGACGGCAUCACCACCUCCGGCUAUCGAGCAGGCGCGGUGAAGCUGGAACCCUUCGCACUCGGAACUCGCGCAUGGCAUCUGCGAGAUGCUGCCGAAGCGGAGUGUAACGCGCUCUGCGUGCUCGGAGGCGGACGCGAGGCGCAAGCGAGCGUACUGUGCUGGACUGAACAGGGCAGCUAUCGGCUGCUCGACUGGCCGGAGGGAGAUCUGUCCUGUCUGUCCUCCAUCCCUGCCUCUCAUUCGCGCACCGAUGACGCCGAGUUUGCAUACUGCGAUCGUGAUGGGCAGCUGUGGCUAGCCCGCGCCCCCCACGGGCUGUACUCUGAAACCAGCUGGAUGGCAUCCGUCGUUCGCACGGGGCGCGAGUACACGCGCGUCGUAGCGCACGACCCCACGCACACGGUGGUGGCUGCCUCGAUCCAGCCGUGUCGCUUCGUGCUGUUCGAUGAGGACGGUGAGCCGAUCCACUCCGAGCUCGAGGCCGAAGAGGGAGUUCGGCCGGCGACGGUGGCGCAGCGCGGGGCGUUGGAGCUGUUCAUCCACGAGGACCGCACGAGCGCUGCAGACGGGUACGAGUUCGAAGCCAACGAGACUGUGACCGCGCUGGAGAUCGUCACGCUCGAUGCGCCGAGCACUGCUUCUGGGCGCAAGCAGUUCAUCGCUGCGGGGACGACGACGUUCCACGGCGAGGACCGGACGGCGAAAGGCUGCGUGUAUCUGUUCGAGGUGAUCGAGGUGGUUUCGUCGGCGCGGUACCAGGUGGGGCGGGAUCUGCGGCUGAAGCUCGUGUGCCGCGAUGACUCGCGUGGGCCCGUGACGGCGAUCGCGCAGCUCAAUGGGUUUUUGGUCAGCACGUGUGGACAGAAGCUCUACGUGCGUGCGCUGGAAAAGGAAGAGUGGCUCAUCUCGAUCGCCUUCCUCGACUGUCCGUACUAUAUUACGAGUAUUCGGGUGGUGAAGAACUUCGUGCUGCUGAGCGAUGCCAAAAAGUCGCUCUGGUUCUUGGCGUUCCAGGAGGAGCCGUACCGAUUUGUUGAUCUGGGGCGCGACAUUCACGAUCAGCAUGCGACGCUCGGGCAGUUUUUGGUGUACAACGACCGACUAGCGCUUGUCUCUACCAGCGGCGGGGCGCUCGGGGGCAACACGGCGUUCGGGCGCGAGGCGGGCGUGGUGCGGCUGUACGAGUACGCCCCGCACGUUGCGUCUGCAGGAUCGCGCCUCGUCCUACGCACCGAGUUCCAGACAGCGUCAACAGCAACUUCAAGCGUCAUGUGUCGUGGUCGCUGGCUGUCGGACUCCGAACUGCGUGGCAGAGAGGAGGGCCGCAACAAGCUCGUCUUCUCGAAAACCAACGGCGCACUCGAGAGUCUGGCGGCAACCGACGAAAAAGUCGCCAAACGCCUCCACCUGCUGCAGGGCCAGCUGGUGCGUUCGGUGAUGCACACGGCAGCAUUGAACCCGCGCGCGUUUAGGGCUGUGCGCAACGACUUUGUCUCUCGCGCGCUCACCAAGGGCGUGCUGGACGCCAGGCUCUUGGACAGCUUUGUCUAUCUGUCCCGGCCCAAGAUGCUGGAGGCGGUCAAGACACUCAGCGGCAUGUUUGACGGGCUGGACGUUAUCAAGGCUGAUGCGGGCGCCAAGAGGAAGAGAAUCCAAGACGAGGGCGGAGAGGGAGAGGGAGAGGAAGCCCAGGAGGGCGAAGAGGAGGAGGAGGAAGUGGACUUUGCGAAACAGGAACAGUUGCGGCUCCAGUCGCAGCACAAGAGGGUGCAAUUGGUGCUCAAGGAUCUGCUCAGGCUGCGUCUUGGGUUCGAACAGGUGUAA
Molecule: messenger RNA, 4743 nt
Organism: Sporisorium graminicola
Lineage: Eukaryota; Fungi; Basidiomycota; Ustilaginomycetes; Ustilaginales; Ustilaginaceae
Exons: 1
Coding region: 1-4743 (1580 amino acids)
Cellular component (GO): nucleus; mRNA cleavage and polyadenylation specificity factor complex
Molecular function (GO): nucleic acid binding; protein binding
Source: RefSeq, a predicted model, not a curated record